Messenger RNA from Mesocricetus auratus (golden hamster), 1571 nucleotides. It is a transcript of the gene Eva1b, whose product is annotated as eva-1 homolog B. The record is from RefSeq and is a predicted model, not a curated record. NCBI's taxonomy places the organism in Eukaryota, Metazoa, Chordata, Mammalia, Rodentia, Cricetidae. The coding region runs from base 642 to 1346 and encodes 234 amino acids. The transcript has 2 exons.
UACGAAAGGGCUCCAGGAAUGAACCGGUUUGCAGCCACCCCCAUCAUAGGAGGAGCCAGGCACAGGGAAGUAGUUUGGAGCCUGCGCCCUACGGCCAGAGUGUUGUGGGUUCAAAUUCUGACCAUGUGGCAAAGUUCUUCUAACUCGGGUUACUUCAUAUGCAAAUUGGAGACUCAAUGAUAGCCACAGUCUAGGUAGGGUUGGGGGAUGUUACCUCCUGCGCCCAGGCCUUAGGGAUGUUUAGUAACUAAUGUUGUUAGUAUUGGCGGGGGCGGCCCCUGUGAGCGGCCUCCCCAGCGGCUUCCUGUAGGGGAGCAGGGGCCGCCCCCUCUCCCUUUCCUCCAGGCUCUCUUCCUCCCGCCUCUCCGCCCCGCCCCGUCCCUCCUCUUUCCUCCAAGGAAACUUUCCGCCGGCUGGUCCAUCGGCGUGUCCCACCGCACCACAGUGCGAACCGAGGAAGGCGGACGGGGCGGCCCGGCCCAGGUGUAUGCAGCCACCGGGGAGUCGCAACUGCCGGGGGCAGGCAGCGGGGCGCUGACGGGGUGGAGGAGCUGCCCGAGGAGUGAGCGUCUCAGGCCUUAGAGGACCUGACCUGGCCGACCUUGCAGGCUGACGGGCCGAGCUGCGUCCCUGGACCAUGGAUGCCCCAAGGAAGGACAUGGAGCUAUUCAGCAACAGCCUGGCGGCCUAUGCACACAUCCGAGGUGAGGGCCAGGCCUGGAAACACGGAGCCCGUCCAUCAUAACCCAGGCAGCCCUCUACUCCCAGCUGCUCACCCCCAGUCCUAUCCCCAGAUUACUGUCCCCUACUGCCCUUCCGUUCCGUGCCCCAGGCUUAGACCCUGGAUCUCUCCCAGAUGGGACGACUCCAGCCUAUCAGGCCCCCCUGUGACCUUCGCUCCCUGCUCCCUAGCUAACCCCGAGAGCUUCGGCCUCUACUUCGUGCUCGGCGUCUGCUUCGGUCUGCUGCUGACCUUGUGCCUGCUAGUCAUCAGCAUCUCCUGCGCACCUCGCUCGCGGCCCCGGACCCCUGCCCCGCGACGGGGCCCUCGCAGCAGCACCCUAGAGCCGGAAGAUGACGAUGACGACGAGGAUGAAGACACCAUGACGAGGCUGGGCCCUGACGACACGCUCCCGGGCCAGGAGCUGUCCACUGAGCCCGACGGGCCCCUUAGUGUCAAUGUCUUCACGUCAGCAGAAGAGCUGGAGCGGGCACAGCGGCUGGAGGAGCGCGAGCGAAUCCUGCGGGAGAUCUGGCGCACCGGGCAGCCAGACCUGCUGGGUACCGGCACGCUCGGGCCCGGAGCCCCAGCCCCAGGCACGCUGGGCCGUAUGCACUAUUAUUGACACACGAACCGCAGAACCGCACACAGCAUGGGACCCAGAGUACUGGACACGGGGCUGAGCCCAGUGCUGCCCCAGAGCCUUCGAACUGCCUGUGCCCCCAUUUUCUGGUGCUGUUGGGUGUGGGCCGCUGCCUGCUAAGCACUCUUCACUGGGCAGGUGUGGGUGGGAAAAGGAUGCCCGGUCCCACCCUCUCCUCCGGUAAUAAUGAAUGACCAAUGAAAGCUA